Messenger RNA from Eimeria mitis, 576 nucleotides. Its product is annotated as radial spoke 3 protein, putative. The transcript is spliced from 2 exons. NCBI's taxonomy places the organism in Eukaryota, Apicomplexa, Conoidasida, Eucoccidiorida, Eimeriidae. The coding region runs from base 1 to 576 and encodes 191 amino acids. Gene Ontology annotation, cellular component: cilium. The record is from RefSeq and is a predicted model, not a curated record.
AUGAGCGACCGCAGGGUGUUUAGGGGGGCCCCCUUUAAGCUGCUGCAGAAGCAAACAACAGAUGCUUCUUCCUCCUCUAUACUGAUGAGAGAGAAACUGCUGCGGGCGCAGCGGGCCUCUGUCCCUUCUCCUUUCCUGCAUCAGCAGCAGCAGCAGCAGCAGCAGCAGCGGCAGCAGCUGCAGCAGCAGCUGCAGCAGCAGCAGCUGCAGCAGCAGCAGCAGCAGCAGCAGCAGCAUGCACGAACAGUUGGCGGUAGUUCUGCUGCUGCAUCUGCUGCUAAUCCUUCUUCUUCUGCUCCCUCCUCUGCUGCAGCAGCAGCAGCAGCAGCAGCAGCAAGCAGCAGCAGCAGCAGCAGCAGCAGCAGCAGCAGCAGGAUGAAACUAGGGAAAGAAGUAGCGCUGCAGACAGACACACACAUAGUGCAGCUAUCAGCAGCAGCAGCAGCAGCAGCAGCAGCAGCACAAACAGAUAUUUAUAAAGACAGACCCGUUUCUCCUUUUGUUGCUAUCCGAGCAGAAGCAACAGACGUACAAACACAAAUACAGGAUGGUGAUCUAUUUAAUUUCGAUGAGUAA